Molecule: messenger RNA, 27147 nt
Organism: Porites evermanni
Lineage: Eukaryota; Metazoa; Cnidaria; Anthozoa; Scleractinia; Poritidae
Source: the annotation of a GenBank genome assembly
GUACACCCCAAAGGCCUGUUCCAAUGAAAUUAUUUGCUACUUGGGAAGUGGAGAGGACAUCGCCAAAUUGUGUGCCGCGGUGAGUUUGUCUCAAAAGCAUUUUCGUUUGUUUUGCGUCGUACGAGACUUUCACAAAUAUCGUGGACAGAUCGAUACUGAGCUAGUUGUUUGAUUGACAGUGAUGCCUCGAACAUUCCCUUCCAAGUUUUGUCUUUCUUAGUUUAAACGUUCUACAGUUGUUUGCUGUUCAGCUGUAACUCGCUGUAAGAUCGUUGUAUUGUUUAAUGCUGUUAUUAUUUAACUGUGGCCAUCGAAAGCAAAUUCAAUCUCACUUUAUUUGAAUUGUCAGGCGAAACUAUUCACACUGAACUCCGCUAUCCUAGCCUGGAACACGUGUUUUCGUGUUACACACAGGAGAAUCUUUGUCUUAUAAUUUUCCCUUGUGAUUAGGAAUUUUGCUUAGCGAAUUUUCAGUUUUAAUUUAAUUUCUUAAUCAAGGCGGAUGGCAACGGAAGUAAAGGCUUUGUCAGCGAAAAAUGCAAGCAAUUGACAGUUGCAUAUCGGAACUUUAAUCCUUUUCUAGUUGAAUUUAUUUAUUUUUGAAUUUAUUGGGCACUUUCUUUGCUGUGGAAAAACGAUAAUUGUGGAAUAAUUAUGCCUUAAAAUUCACGAGCGACCCCACAGAUCAAGCAAAAUUUGAUUUUGAUCGUGCCUAAAACAUCCUCAUAAUGUACUACAACAAAAAGCAGACUGCAUGCAAUCGAAUUUGGCGAGAAAACGUCUAUUUGUCAGCUUCAGUUCAUAUCGAUCAUUUUUAUGGCUUUUUGACUUGAGUUUGCUUUGAUACACAAACACAGUGAAUCUCUGUGUUUGGUUUUAAAACUGAGCCAAAUAUAGAACUUGGUUCAAGUGUAGACUGAAAUGCAAAUUUUUUUAUUGUUGUUGGUCGAAUGCAACUGACACCCUUUGAAUUGAAUUCAGAACGAUCACGGCGUUCUACAAGACUUGAAUUUCGUGGGAAACGACGUGCUUAUUUCUUAAUAAACCCUUUUUGAAUCAGUGGUUUUUUUAUGCGUGCCUUGGGGGAAAGGAUCUAAACUUUGAUAUUAAUUGUUUAUUCAAAUUUUUAAAAUAACUCUACCUAAUAUCUUUCAUUGUCAUUGUUACAAAUUUUUCAUUUUCUUGCUGCGUGCAUUUUCUUUUCGUUUCUUAAAAUUAUUGAAGCAAAAUGAAAGCAUUUUCUUUUUGUAGCUGUUGAACCCAGUGUUUUUGAUAUUCUAACUAUUAAAUGAAUCUGUGAAAUCUGUAAUAUAGUACUGUAUGCAAAAUAGCCUCUAUUUUUAUCCAGAAAAGAUAAACCAUCUGACACAAUUUUAUUAAAGGAAAUUAUUAAUUACUUAAAUCUUCUUUUUCCAACUAAUCUGAGGGGGGUUUCUUUCUAUUCUUGCAAAACAAAAGAUCAAAUUUUUUGUUUACUUGAGUGUUUAAUUUUUAAGAAAGUCUCCAGAAAUUUUUACUUUGCUUUUUAUUUGCACUGCUAGAUAUGGUGAUAAAGUUAUCUUUGGAAUCUUUUGUGGGAUGAUAAAGUUUACAUCUGUGCAUUUUCCAGACCCAUUUCUUGAGAAUUAUAUGGUUUUCUUCAUCAGCUUGAAGUUACUUUUUCUUAAAUUUAAUGCUAUAUUUUUGGAUGCUAAAAAUAACCAAAAAUUAAUUUGAUACUGUCAUUAAUGUAUAUUGCAUGCACUUACCAAUAUAGCCAGCAGGUGUUCAAAAAACACUUUAUAGCCUUCUCUUUUAUUUGGAAUAAUACUACAUUUGCUUGCUGUUUUAUGAUAAAGAGUAUUUUGUAUUUGACUGAUAGGAUUAAAAUUACCGUUUUAUACAUUGUAUGUAUUGUGGUUCAAUUUUAUCCUUAGUAUAAAUUUUAUGUUUCUUUUUUAAACUCAAUACAAAAACAAAAGAAAAGAAAAGUUGAUUAUGAAUAAUAUUGAUCUGAUCCACAACAAGUAGUUUGAGCCAUGCAUUUUUUAUCAGAGCUGGGUUUAUUGUAGAAUUUUCCUUUUAAUAAUUUUUAUCCAGGGAAAAAACUACUGUUUCCAUCAUGCAAUUCAAAUGUAUUUUUGAAAUGACUAUUUAUUUUAUUUUGAUAUGUCUGAGGAUGUCAUAUGGAUUUUGCUUUUCAUAAAAUUUGUGUAGUAGGAGUUGUAAUGUGAAAGUGAGUGCUGGCCAGAACUGAAAGCUGUUAUUGGGAAUAAAAGCUUCUAUUAAAUGUUGUUUUGAUUUAAAUAUUAUAAUUAUGGCAAAAGUGAAAUACAGAGAAGCAAAAAGGUUUAGACAAAAAUUUUAGCUGUUGUGACUUUGCCCACUGAGGUAAUUUAUUGAUUAAUGUUCAUCUCUAAAACUCUGGCUACUGUAAAUCUUCAACUUAGGUAAAAAAAUAUGUAUAAUUAUAUAUGUUACAGGUCAAAAUUAAAUUCAAGUUUAAAGUUUUAAACAUAUUCAAAUUCAAAUUCAAAGUAGACAGACUGCAAAUUAUAGUAGUUGCUAAAAAAUAUAUCUACGUGUCCCAACUGUUCAUCAGUAGGAUGCCUAAAAUGCAUGCAGUUCCACAAUUGGUUUCAGCUCCAUUAAAUCCUAUACCAAUCGACGACAAAAUCAUUUGAGACACUUUGCCCAAAAGGGGCUUUUUGACGUUUUACCGACUUUAAAUGGGGAUAAUAAAGCUUUUCCUCCCCCAUCCCCUCCGGGCAACGUUGUGCCACUGUUCAAGCUACCUGUAGAAAACAACAAACACCCUAGCUGUGAAUGGAGGGGAGAGGGAAGGGGUGUGGAUUCUUUUGUUCUCUGAAGUAUAAUGUCUCAAUGAUUUUGUUGUCGAUUGUAGGUUGAUUCUCAGUUAUUUUCCUUUUUCUUCUAGCCCUAAUUAUUCAUGAAUUAGGGCUAGGAGACAAAGGAAAUUGAGAAUCAACCUAGGUUAAAAAAAAUGAACCUGAAUUUAAUUUUGACCGGUAACAUAUAUAUAUAAAUUUAAUCUUUAAUCAAUUAAUCUCCCACCUUUUAAAACAAGAAGAGUCCAGUACAGGAGAUUCCAAAUUAUAAUAUAUACAUCUUUUGGCAAAAUUUUCUUUGGUUAUUAUUGGCUUUCUUGUGAUAAUUUUUAUUGCUGAGAACAGUACAGAAUGACAAGGAGAUACACCCUUAGGACUGCGUGGUGCUAUAGCAGCACUUGGUGGUCCCUAGUGCCUUGCCUUUGCUUUUGAGCAAGUUCAUGUAUAGGAAAUCUUAUUUUUUGGUUUAAAAUCUUAUGCUGGGCACCCUGGAUUUUAUAGUUUCAAUGCAUUAAUGGGUUCCCUACAGUUUUUUCUAAGAACACAGCAGUGACCUCAAAUGAAACAUCCAAGGCCCUGUUUGUAAAAUUUCAGCAUUUGACGUACACCACAAAGAUGGGUUGAAAUUACGACAGUGACAAAGAUAAGUACAAAUAUAAUGGUAAAACAACAACGGGGACUUUGCUUGCACCAUUAUUUUUUUAAAAAAUGUGUUUUAAAAUUCAGACUUUUUAAAGGGACAUGCCUCCCCCCCCCCCCCCCUGCCUCCCCUUAGAGGGCGGGGUUACCAGCAAGAAAAUUAAAACCUGAUUGUGUUUUUCAGACUUUGCACGAUGACACUGACGAGACUGGAAUUAUUGAAGCCCCUAGAGCCAAGUCUGACUGAAGUGAUAAUUUCUGUUUCCAUGCAGGUAAAUGAGUAAAUAUUCUGGCUGUUUGCAUUCAUUUGAUUGGUAUCUUCCAAAGCAAAACCAUGAACUGCCACCUAUACCCCCCACCCACCACCACCACAAGUUAGCCCCCAGGAGGUAAGCCCCCCUUUAGCUUAUACUGGGUAUUGAUAUAGAUUUGGUUUAUUAGGGACCUUAAGCAACGACGAUGACGAUGUUGGCAGUGAAAAUGUCGCUAAAAAAAUGAAUUUGCGUUCUUUCAGACUUAAUCGCAUUUAUUUGGACCCGCUUAACCCUUUAAGUCCCAAUAGUGACCAACAGCAAUUUUCUCCUAACAAUGUCCAUACAUUGUCAAGAGAUAAGGUUGUAAGAAUAUGAAAAAUGAUCACGAAAGAGAAAAUGCCUUGAUGUUUUAUUAAAUUCUCUCAACUUAUUCUUAAAGGUAAUGUAUGGAGAUCAGUUUGGAGAAUUUGUAGGUAGAUACUGGGGCUUAAAGGGUUAAUAUGUCAAAUGCAGGCGACUUUUCCUGCAACCUCGUUCCCAGGGUUCUCUGCUACCUGCACUACGCCCAUAGGGUGGGUAGGAGAGAACCCUGGGAAUGAGGUUGCUUUUCCUGGAGUUGAAUUCUUUAGGAUUUUAUUCAGGUUCAAAAAGAGGAAGGAAAAUUUGUCGUCGUAUGUCCACGUCCUCCAUAAAAUGUCAAAUUAGGAGGUUUCACGUCGUAGUCGUGUAGUGGACGUCAAAGAAAUGUACUAAAAGCGUGCUGCACGUGCAGAGCUGUUGUCUUGGUCAUUAAAUCUAUUGUUUUUUGAAGUUGUCGUCGUUGUCAUCGUCAUAGUUGCUUAAGCUCCGUAUUAGUUAUGACAUUUUGAAACUUAAUUGAAAACCAGUAAAUAUAAUAUAAGCCCCUUUGGACACAAGCCCCUCUGUUUAUAAGCCCUCCUUAUGAAGGUUUAUUAGCCGACAGCUUAUAAGCAGCAGUUUACAGUACUGAAUUCUAUCUGGGUCAGUGUGGAAGCAGAGGAACUCUGCUUUAGUAUAAUUUAGUCACUUACUUGAUCACUUUCACCUUAAAGGGGCUACCUUAUGUUGUUUGUUAAAAGUUAAAACAUGUCUUUGCGUCAAGUGAAUUCCAAAAAUAUUGGUUGCAUUUUGUUUUUUAAGACUUUAUUUACCAGUAUUUAUGUCAUUUGUUCCUAUGGAUGGCAAGAAUGCAUGCGGAAUAAAACAUGGACGUGAAAAAACAGAAAUUAAAAUUGAUCAUUUCAGAAACAAUUUUCUUCAUAUAAUAAUAUUAUUGCCUUAUUACAGAGUUCUCGCAGGAUUCUGAGAUCCAAUGAAAUUGUUCUUCCAUCCUCGGGUCUGAUUGACACUGAACUGGAUUUGUCCUUCUCGCUUCAGGUCAGUUGAUAGUACAUAUAUAUCAUCUUUUAAAUACAUACAGUCGAAACUUGGUAAUACGGCCACCAAUCGGCAAUGAGUCAAAAAAAUUUGGCCGUAUUACUGUGGCAGGCUCAAAUCUCAUGACUUGAGGUCCGUAAUGGCAAAUACACCGUACACCCCAAUUUUGAACCUCUAUUCUCAUUAAUAAAUAUCUGGAAUGUAAAUAUCACGUACAGUAAUUGAAAAAGCUACUUAAAAUUUCCUUCAGUACAUGAAACUCUUUUAAAAUUCAGUGUACUGUAGUCUAAAAACAGUACAAGAUUAAGCUCAGAUUACUUAAGGUCAAUAAAAUUGACAAGUUACAGGCGUUUUGAGUAGCCGUAUUAACGGGUGAAAUUAUAACAGAUUUUAGAAUGUGCCCAUUGGCCGUAUUAACAGGUGACUGCAUUAAUGGGGGUUUUUUUAUAAGGAAAUGUAUGGCCAUUUUGCUGGGCCAAAAAAACUGGCCAUAAUAUAAUAUAUAACGAAGUGACUGUGAUACCGCCGUUGCCGUAAGGCGGGGUUCCACUGUAAUAUUAAUUUUGUUUUGGUCAAGUUACUUUUAGAGGUAGUAUCACACACCCUGGGAACAUUUCAGGUUAGGUUGAUUUCUUUCAUUUUACUUUACCUACAUGUACAUGUAUAGUACCCUCACUUUUUGAAGAGAGCUGGGAACAACCUUCAGGUAAUGCUUCAAAGACGAAAGAAAUACAAGAAUCGCACCAUCCUUGGGUUCAAAACUUUGGCUGUUGGAUUGGUAAACAUGGGUCAGGUGAGAGACUGACUGCAGACUUCUAGUUACAUGUAAUUAUCUGUUGCUCUGUUGUUGUUGUUGUUGUUGUUGUUUUCUUAACCCUUUCAAUCUCAGGCGUCUUUUAAAUGACAGUCUUUAUUAUUUGAUCUGUCUGAUAAUCAUUUCUAAGCACUGUUAAUCGGGCAUAGCCAAAUUUUAGUUGGACACCGUCAAAAUAACUGACAUGUUUUAACAUUUGUGCCUGGCUCUGCAAUCCUAAUCCUAAAGUUUGAAUGGUCACUUUUUGUUCCAGACUUACACAUGUAUCAUAAUUCUUAAAUGUAACAGACAAAGGAAACUGAGUUUCAAACCAGGUUGAAAUCAUUUUAACCUUCACUACAGUAAACUAAAAGAUCGGGAUCCAAUUUAUUAGGGUGCAUUCAAAAGACAGUAUUUAAUAAUAAAUGGACAGGGUUUGCAAAUUUUAUUGAUUCAUGAGUGGAGUCAGUGUGACUUCUGCUUCACAAAUUUUGGAGUCAUUUUGGAAUAUUUGGAGUCAAGUAUCACAACGAAAAAAGCCAUUUUCAGACUUUCCAGCACAUGGCCCUGGCAUGUAUACACUAUCGUGAAGGAUACACGAAGUAGCUGUGGCAGACUUCUGACCUGGAAAGUUCAAAUCCAUGAUGGCAGUCAUCGAGUAAACUUUGCUCGUAAUUUAUCCUCUUCUGUUUUGUGGUGCAGUAUAAUUCUUUAAUUUUGAUGAUUCAAUUAAGGUUUACAAUUAACGUAAAUUGUAUUUGUCGUGAAAAAGGUAAGGACAAAACUGUGUUUGUUACCGAAAAUUUCUGGAGUCGAAGUGACUCCCUCCGUAAACUCAGUGGAGUCAUCUGAACAAUUUUGGCAUAAAAUAUGCCAAAUUUGGCGUAUUUGCGAACCCUGAUGGAAUAUAAACUCUGAAAAUCACUAGUUUAAUCUGGCAAUCAUUGGACUGUAAAAUCCAGAAAUCUGGUGGGCAAUAAUAACAGUUAAUUAAUAAUUUUUAGCUUUCUGAUGGUCAAAAAGUUUGCAGUUGAAGAGAUUUAACACCAAUUUCAAUGUAUUCUUACUCCAGAAUGAGAUCAAUCAAAUGUGUCCUUAGAAUAUUAGGUAACAUUUUUAUAUUGUGAUUAUUAUUACAUACUUGUUGUUUCCAGGUCCUUCAGCAUGCAGUAGAAAAUCAGUUAAAGUUGUACACAAAGGGAACACCUGUCCCUGUGGCACAGAUUACUGUCAACUCUCUUACUAGGUUGGUUGUGCUUGGGUAAAACUACAUAACUUUUCGUGGUAGCUUUUCUUCUUGCAAUAUACAAUCAGUUACAAAAUCGUUGGUCGCAACACUGCAGUUGUCAUGUGAGGUAUAGUUCGCCCUCUCUCCCCAAGCAACGUUGACUUGUUCAUUUGGGUUGUUACUUUUGGGGCUUUUCUUUUUGUUGGCCGAAAACUGUUUUCUUAAUGAAAAUUGUACAAAUGUAGUCAGCAUCUACCUCCACUAAGUAAUGCCCAAAUCUUAGCUUUUGAAUUAAGGUGGUUUCUUAUAUGGCCAGUUGAAGUUGUCUGUAAUGCAGCUACUAUGGAUCUCCUCUGUAAAAGAUUUCUGCUUAUGUCUUAAUUGGCAGUGAAAAUUAUUGGGCUUUAAAGUUAGUACAGGUACAUGUACAUUUUGUGAAGAAGCAGUUUUUAUCAUUGAAUGCAAAGUAAUUAGUUUAUUUCCUGUGUAUUCACAGCCAGCCGGUUGAAACAGAUAGAAUGACUGGAUCAGCAGUAAGAGGUGCGUACAGUAGUAAAAUACAUAGUGAGAGACUUGAUAAUUUUACAAAGUUUGAUAACCAUUGGAAUUUAAUAAUGUGUUGUGUUUUUUAUUCAGGUGAUGGUGAUGAGAACUCUAGUGAUGAUGAUGAUGAUUACUCGUUAUCAGACCAGGAAGCAAGUGACAGUGGUGGAGACGCUGUAAGCACAGCUAAUUUAGUUUGCUUUAUCUCUAUGUGCUUGGACCACAACACAAAAAUUCUCUUUUCAUCACUUACAAUGUAAUAAGUACAUUUUAGCCGCCUCCAGUUCUGAUACAAACUCGGCCCCUUUGCAUCUAUCCUGCCCCCCCCCCCCCAAAAAAAAAAAUCAAACUUAUUUUCAUAUUCAUAAGUGGUUGUGCACAAAGUCUUGUUUUGAUGAAGGAAAUCGAUUUUUCUUUCAAGGAUAUUCUUGAUGUGGAACAGAGGCAAGGAGGUAAAAUAAGGCGUGGAAAAAUAACAAUACCAGCAAAGGUAAAUAAAACCAAAACCUCAUGUUCAAAAUUUUGUUUUAAAUCUUUUGAUGUGAUUAUAUUUGUACCAAAAAUUGACAUAAAAAGUGAGUUGAGAUUUUCACUAUGUAACAAAGCAAUACACAUGUUUUGAAGAAAAUUUAGGGUGUUAAUACAAAUGUAUCUGUAAUACCUGUAACGUAGAAAUUUUUAUGCAGUAUGAAAAAUCUCAUUAUAAUAGAGUAAAAUUCAUCUCAUCAGUCAGUACUUUCACAAAUAAGAGAUUGUGUGUAGUGCAUAGCUAAACACUUUUCAUAGCAACAUAGUUACACAUCAAAGCUGCAGGUGAAGUGGAUCAUCAGACAAUUUCUUACUAAAAAUUGGCCCAUUUCUCACAAGGUCAGAUGUGAGGUCUAGACAAAGUUAAUAGUUAAGACUAUUAUUUUUAAUUUUCAGAUGAACAAAAUCUACAUUGAAGGCUUGUGAAUAAUUUACGAAUGCUCAAGAUAGAUUUAACUUUUUUUGUCAUAGUAAUUAGAUAGUAGUAUUGCAGUGAAUAUGUGUGGUGCAGCUGUCUACCUGCAAUUUAAGAUACAUACAGUCAUGUAAUGUGUCCUUUUGGGGAAUUGGACAGCAUUUUUGUCUUUUUUUUUUUUGAUAACAUUUGGUUUCUUAUGCCCUUUUAAUAAUAUUUUUACCAUGUAAGUGCUGGCAAUUUAUUUUUUGACUGAUGUGCCCAAGGAGUUUAAUAUUAUAUUCUUUUUCUAUCAUUUAGCACCAGAAGAAUUUUAAACAAAAGUUUAUUGCACUCCUUAAGAAGUUUAAAGUCCCAGAGGAGGUGAGUCUAUUGUGUGAUUGCAUGAGAAAAGAAGAGUUAGAAUAGAGGAUGAAGCUUGUGGAAAUAGCCCCAUGGGUAUCUACUAAAUUGCUUGAUAUUCCCUCCCAAAUGACCCCAUAUUUGCUAAUGAAACAAAAGGGGGUCAUUGUACAAAAAAUCGUCAAGGGUCAUGCACCCCUUCAAUUUACCCUUGAGAAUAUGUUUGUAGCUGGCUAAAAUCCUCUCGGAUAGCUUGCGAGCAAGCUCUUCGGGGCGCUCUUGUGGCAGGGCAGGAAAAGGAAGGAGAGCUUGCAACUAUGUCUCUGGAAAUAUUUGAAUAUCUGCAUUGAAAAUGUCAAUGCAAAAUGCUGAUUGGCAGAGAUGACAUUAGCAAAGAUGUCAUUACCCUUGGUGCGUGCUUUCACGUGUUUUUCAAUGUGUGUUUACAUUCAUGCUGGUUUCCACUUUGUGCUGAUUGGUGGAAAUCUGACGGCUCAGUCGAUGUGGAGCCACUAGGAAAUUGAAGGCAGAAUUGAAAUUUCAGAGACAUACAUAAGUGUGGUUGUAAGCUCUCCCUCCUUUUUUCUGCCCUGGUGCCAGAGGGCCCCGGAGUGCUUGCUCACAGGCUACCUCUGUGACUUCUAGAAAAUCAACAGUGGCACCACUCAAGCAGACUACUGUAUUUGACUCACUUGUUUAAUUAUUUCUUGAAGGCAUUAGUUAAUGAGAUGGGAACUCUUCAGGAUAUGGAUAUCAGCCCUCCAGAAAACGAUGAGGCAGGGGAUGAUUUUCUCUUUCCUGAUGAUUUGGAAGACUUGGACAGUGAUAUGGAAAAUAACCUUCUUGAAGACUCCAUAAGUAUUGUGUCAACACCUAAACCUUCUCUAAGGUAUUAAAUAUGGUAUUUUAUUAAAUUCUGUUUUAAGACCGAGUCAUCGUUAGGUCAGCGUCUUGGUCAUACUUGUCAACUGGUUUGCCCCAGCCCUACCCAACCUGGAGACUUUUAAUCAUGUUACAAAACAGUGUAUGUUUAUUUUUGAUUACUUGAAUGGAAUGCUUGUAAACUAGCAAGAGCUCCAAUUGCACUUUCAUUAAAAAUAAGACAUACAGUGGAUCUGUCAUUUGUUUUGUUUCACAUUUUGUUUAAGUUGUUGUAAAUAUCACCUGUUUGAGUUUUGGAAUUCAUUAUUAUUUAUAGGAAUUAGCCUGCGUGGCAAGCGUUCAAAAGGGAAAGGAAAAGGAAAUUUGGGCCAAAUUUCCUUUCCCUUCCGUUUGGAACGCUUGCCACACAGGCUAUAUAAAAAUCAUUUGACCAGAUUCUUUCUUUAUGCAACUGUUUUUAGCACUUCAAAUACUUCAAAUGCCAGCUUCAGAUUCUUUCAGAAUGGUCAAGGCAACUUAUUGAUGCCGUUGAUAAAACACAUGACUUCAUUUUAUUUGUUUUUAGACCUUUCUUUGACCCUAGAAGCUCAGUUGAAAAUGUUCCAAAUCAUGUCGACACUUUGGUAAGUUAUUUUGAUGCAUAACGUGAUUAAGGGGCAAUAUUCCAGCAAAAUUUGUCUGCAAUUAUGGCGAGCGAAGCGUCUCCUUUCGCGUGCGACUCUCGCAUAACUUCGCGCAAAAACCGGUCGUUUCGAUACAAGUCGUUUUGAUACAAGCUCAAGCAGUGAAAUUGCACAAAAAUUUUGUUCACUUUAAGUAUAGUUUGUGAGUGAAGAAGAAAAACAUUUUGGGUGAAUAUCUUCGUUCUUUAAGCCAAGUAUGUGGAACUAUUUACACUUCGAAUGAAUAAACUUGUAUCCAAACGACUUGUAUCGAGACAACUUUGUAUCGAAACGACCAGUAACCCUUCGCGCGACUCCCCCAAAUGUAGAGCUUGCUUGCAGGCUUAGGGUGAGGUUACUACCCCCCCCCCCCCCUGCCUCCCCUUAGAGGGCGGGGUUACCAGCAAGAAAAUUAAAACCUGAUUGUGUUUUUCAGACUUUGCACGAUGACACUGACGAGACUGGAAUUAUUGAAGCCCCUAGAGCCAAGUCUGACUGAAGUGAUAAUUUCUGUUUCCAUGCAGGUAAAUGAGUAAAUAUUCUGGCUGUUUGCAUUCAUUUGAUUGGUAUCUUCCAAAGCAAAACCAUGAACUGCCACCUAUACCCCCCACCCACCACCACCACAAGUUAGCCCCCAGGAGGUAAGCCCCCCUUUAGCUUAUACUGGGUAUUGAUAUAGAUUUGGUUUAUUAGGGACCUUAAGCAACGACGAUGACGAUGUUGGCAGUGAAAAUGUCGCUAAAAAAAUGAAUUUGCGUUCUUUCAGACUUAAUCGCAUUUAUUUGGACCCGCUUAACCCUUUAAGUCCCAAUAGUGACCAACAGCAAUUUUCUCCUAACAAUGUCCAUACAUUGUCAAGAGAUAAGGUUGUAAGAAUAUGAAAAAUGAUCACGAAAGAGAAAAUGCCUUGAUGUUUUAUUAAAUUCUCUCAACUUAUUCUUAAAGGUAAUGUAUGGAGAUCAGUUUGGAGAAUUUGUAGGUAGAUACUGGGGCUUAAAGGGUUAAUAUGUCAAAUGCAGGCGACUUUUCCUGCAACCUCGUUCCCAGGGUUCUCUGCUACCUGCACUACGCCCAUAGGGUGGGUAGGAGAGAACCCUGGGAAUGAGGUUGCUUUUCCUGGAGUUGAAUUCUUUAGGAUUUUAUUCAGGUUCAAAAAGAGGAAGGAAAAUUUGUCGUCGUAUGUCCACGUCCUCCAUAAAAUGUCAAAUUAGGAGGUUUCACGUCGUAGUCGUGUAGUGGACGUCAAAGAAAUGUACUAAAAGCGUGCUGCACGUGCAGAGCUGUUGUCUUGGUCAUUAAAUCUAUUGUUUUUUGAAGUUGUCGUCGUUGUCAUCGUCAUAGUUGCUUAAGCUCCGUAUUAGUUAUGACAUUUUGAAACUUAAUUGAAAACCAGUAAAUAUAAUAUAAGCCCCUUUGGACACAAGCCCCUCUGUUUAUAAGCCCUCCUUAUGAAGGUUUAUUAGCCGACAGCUUAUAAGCAGCAGUUUACAGUACUGAAUUCUAUCUGGGUCAGUGUGGAAGCAGAGGAACUCUGCUUUAGUAUAAUUUAGUCACUUACUUGAUCACUUUCACCUUAAAGGGGCUACCUUAUGUUGUUUGUUAAAAGUUAAAACAUGUCUUUGCGUCAAGUGAAUUCCAAAAAUAUUGGUUGCAUUUUGUUUUUUAAGACUUUAUUUACCAGUAUUUAUGUCAUUUGUUCCUAUGGAUGGCAAGAAUGCAUGCGGAAUAAAACAUGGACGUGAAAAAACAGAAAUUAAAAUUGAUCAUUUCAGAAACAAUUUUCUUCAUAUAAUAAUAUUAUUGCCUUAUUACAGAGUUCUCGCAGGAUUCUGAGAUCCAAUGAAAUUGUUCUUCCAUCCUCGGGUCUGAUUGACACUGAACUGGAUUUGUCCUUCUCGCUUCAGGUCAGUUGAUAGUACAUAUAUAUCAUCUUUUAAAUACAUACAGUCGAAACUUGGUAAUACGGCCACCAAUCGGCAAUGAGUCAAAAAAAUUUGGCCGUAUUACUGUGGCAGGCUCAAAUCUCAUGACUUGAGGUCCGUAAUGGCAAAUACACCGUACACCCCAAUUUUGAACCUCUAUUCUCAUUAAUAAAUAUCUGGAAUGUAAAUAUCACGUACAGUAAUUGAAAAAGCUACUUAAAAUUUCCUUCAGUACAUGAAACUCUUUUAAAAUUCAGUGUACUGUAGUCUAAAAACAGUACAAGAUUAAGCUCAGAUUACUUAAGGUCAAUAAAAUUGACAAGUUACAGGCGUUUUGAGUAGCCGUAUUAACGGGUGAAAUUAUAACAGAUUUUAGAAUGUGCCCAUUGGCCGUAUUAACAGGUGACUGCAUUAAUGGGGGUUUUUUUAUAAGGAAAUGUAUGGCCAUUUUGCUGGGCCAAAAAAACUGGCCAUAAUAUAAUAUAUAACGAAGUGACUGUGAUACCGCCGUUGCCGUAAGGCGGGGUUCCACUGUAAUAUUAAUUUUGUUUUGGUCAAGUUACUUUUAGAGGUAGUAUCACACACCCUGGGAACAUUUCAGGUUAGGUUGAUUUCUUUCAUUUUACUUUACCUACAUGUACAUGUAUAGUACCCUCACUUUUUGAAGAGAGCUGGGAACAACCUUCAGGUAAUGCUUCAAAGACGAAAGAAAUACAAGAAUCGCACCAUCCUUGGGUUCAAAACUUUGGCUGUUGGAUUGGUAAACAUGGGUCAGGUGAGAGACUGACUGCAGACUUCUAGUUACAUGUAAUUAUCUGUUGCUCUGUUGUUGUUGUUGUUGUUGUUGUUUUCUUAACCCUUUCAAUCUCAGGCGUCUUUUAAAUGACAGUCUUUAUUAUUUGAUCUGUCUGAUAAUCAUUUCUAAGCACUGUUAAUCGGGCAUAGCCAAAUUUUAGUUGGACACCGUCAAAAUAACUGACAUGUUUUAACAUUUGUGCCUGGCUCUGCAAUCCUAAUCCUAAAGUUUGAAUGGUCACUUUUUGUUCCAGACUUACACAUGUAUCAUAAUUCUUAAAUGUAACAGACAAAGGAAACUGAGUUUCAAACCAGGUUGAAAUCAUUUUAACCUUCACUACAGUAAACUAAAAGAUCGGGAUCCAAUUUAUUAGGGUGCAUUCAAAAGACAGUAUUUAAUAAUAAAUGGACAGGGUUUGCAAAUUUUAUUGAUUCAUGAGUGGAGUCAGUGUGACUUCUGCUUCACAAAUUUUGGAGUCAUUUUGGAAUAUUUGGAGUCAAGUAUCACAACGAAAAAAGCCAUUUUCAGACUUUCCAGCACAUGGCCCUGGCAUGUAUACACUAUCGUGAAGGAUACACGAAGUAGCUGUGGCAGACUUCUGACCUGGAAAGUUCAAAUCCAUGAUGGCAGUCAUCGAGUAAACUUUGCUCGUAAUUUAUCCUCUUCUGUUUUGUGGUGCAGUAUAAUUCUUUAAUUUUGAUGAUUCAAUUAAGGUUUACAAUUAACGUAAAUUGUAUUUGUCGUGAAAAAGGUAAGGACAAAACUGUGUUUGUUACCGAAAAUUUCUGGAGUCGAAGUGACUCCCUCCGUAAACUCAGUGGAGUCAUCUGAACAAUUUUGGCAUAAAAUAUGCCAAAUUUGGCGUAUUUGCGAACCCUGAUGGAAUAUAAACUCUGAAAAUCACUAGUUUAAUCUGGCAAUCAUUGGACUGUAAAAUCCAGAAAUCUGGUGGGCAAUAAUAACAGUUAAUUAAUAAUUUUUAGCUUUCUGAUGGUCAAAAAGUUUGCAGUUGAAGAGAUUUAACACCAAUUUCAAUGUAUUCUUACUCCAGAAUGAGAUCAAUCAAAUGUGUCCUUAGAAUAUUAGGUAACAUUUUUAUAUUGUGAUUAUUAUUACAUACUUGUUGUUUCCAGGUCCUUCAGCAUGCAGUAGAAAAUCAGUUAAAGUUGUACACAAAGGGAACACCUGUCCCUGUGGCACAGAUUACUGUCAACUCUCUUACUAGGUUGGUUGUGCUUGGGUAAAACUACAUAACUUUUCGUGGUAGCUUUUCUUCUUGCAAUAUACAAUCAGUUACAAAAUCGUUGGUCGCAACACUGCAGUUGUCAUGUGAGGUAUAGUUCGCCCUCUCUCCCCAAGCAACGUUGACUUGUUCAUUUGGGUUGUUACUUUUGGGGCUUUUCUUUUUGUUGGCCGAAAACUGUUUUCUUAAUGAAAAUUGUACAAAUGUAGUCAGCAUCUACCUCCACUAAGUAAUGCCCAAAUCUUAGCUUUUGAAUUAAGGUGGUUUCUUAUAUGGCCAGUUGAAGUUGUCUGUAAUGCAGCUACUAUGGAUCUCCUCUGUAAAAGAUUUCUGCUUAUGUCUUAAUUGGCAGUGAAAAUUAUUGGGCUUUAAAGUUAGUACAGGUACAUGUACAUUUUGUGAAGAAGCAGUUUUUAUCAUUGAAUGCAAAGUAAUUAGUUUAUUUCCUGUGUAUUCACAGCCAGCCGGUUGAAACAGAUAGAAUGACUGGAUCAGCAGUAAGAGGUGCGUACAGUAGUAAAAUACAUAGUGAGAGACUUGAUAAUUUUACAAAGUUUGAUAACCAUUGGAAUUUAAUAAUGUGUUGUGUUUUUUAUUCAGGUGAUGGUGAUGAGAACUCUAGUGAUGAUGAUGAUGAUUACUCGUUAUCAGACCAGGAAGCAAGUGACAGUGGUGGAGACGCUGUAAACACAGCUAAUUUAGUUUGCUUUAUCUCUAUGUGCUUGGACCACAACACAAAAAUUCUCUUUUCAUCACUUAAAAUGUAAUAAGUACAUUUUAGCCGCCCCCAGUUCUGAUACAAACUCGGCCCCUUUGCAUCUAUCCCGCCCCCCCCCCCCAAAAAAAAAAAUCAAACUUAUUUUCAUAUUCAUAAGUGGUUGUGCACAAAGUCUUGUUUUGAUGAAGGAAAUCGAUUUUUCUUUCAAGGAUAUUCUUGAUGUGGAACAGAGGCAAGGAGGUAAAAUAAGGCGUGGAAAAAUAACAAUACCAGCAAAGGUAAAUAAAACCAAAACCUCAUGUUCAAAAUUUUGUUUUAAAUCUUUUGAUGUGAUUAUAUUUGUACCAAAAAUUGACAUAAAAAGUGAGUUGAGAUUUUCACUAUGUAACAAAGCAAUACACAUGUUUUGAAGAAAAUUUAGGGUGUUAAUACAAAUGUAUCUGUAAUACCUGUAACGUAGAAAUUUUUAUGCAGUAUGAAAAAUCUCAUUAUAAUAGAGUAAAAUUCAUCUCAUCAGUCAGUACUUUCACAAAUAAGAGAUUGUGUGUAGUGCAUAGCUAAACACUUUUCAUAGCAACAUAGUUACACAUCAAAGCUGCAGGUGAAGUGGAUCAUCAGACAAUUUCUUACUAAAAAUUGGCCCAUUUCUCACAAGGUCAGAUGUGAGGUCUAGACAAAGUUAAUAGUUAAGACUAUUAUUUUUAAUUUUCAGAUGAACAAAAUCUACAUUGAAGGCUUGUGAAUAAUUUACGAAUGCUCAAGAUAGAUUUAACUUUUUUUGUCAUAGUAAUUAGAUAGUAGUAUUGCAGUGAAUAUGUGUGGUGCAGCUGUCUACCUGCAAUUUAAGAUACAUACAGUCAUGUAAUGUGUCCUUUUGGGGAAUUGGACAGCAUUUUUGUCUUUUUUUUUUUUGAUAACAUUUGGUUUCUUAUGCCCUUUUAAUAAUAUUUUUACCAUGUAAGUGCUGGCAAUUUAUUUUUUGACUGAUGUGCCCAAGGAGUUUAAUAUUAUAUUCUUUUUCUAUCAUUUAGCACCAGAAGAAUUUUAAACAAAAGUUUAUUGCACUCCUUAAGAAGUUUAAAGUCCCAGAGGAGGUGAGUCUAUUGUGUGAUUGCAUGAGAAAAGAAGAGUUAGAAUAGAGGAUGAAGCUUGUGGAAAUAGCCCCAUGGGUAUCUACUAAAUUGCUUGAUAUUCCCUCCCAAAUGACCCCAUAUUUGCUAAUGAAACAAAAGGGGGUCAUUGUACAAAAAAUCGUCAAGGGUCAUGCACCCCUUCAAUUUACCCUUGAGAAUAUGUUUGUAGCUGGCUAAAAUCCUCUCGGAUAGCUUGCGAGCAAGCUCUUCGGGGCGCUCUUGUGGCAGGGCAGGAAAAGGAAGGAGAGCUUGCAACUAUGUCUCUGGAAAUAUUUGAAUAUCUGCAUUGAAAAUGUCAAUGCAAAAUGCUGAUUGGCAGAGAUGACAUUAGCAAAGAUGUCAUUACCCUUGGUGCGUGCUUUCACGUGUUUUUCAAUGUGUGUUUACAUUCAUGCUGGUUUCCACUUUGUGCUGAUUGGUGGAAAUCUGACGGCUCAGUCGAUGUGGAGCCACUAGGAAAUUGAAGGCAGAAUUGAAAUUUCAGAGACAUACAUAAGUGUGGUUGUAAGCUCUCCCUCCUUUUUUCUGCCCUGGUGCCAGAGGGCCCCGGAGUGCUUGCUCACAGGCUACCUCUGUGACUUCUAGAAAAUCAACAGUGGCACCACUCAAGCAGACUACUGUAUUUGACUCACUUGUUUAAUUAUUUCUUGAAGGCAUUAGUUAAUGAGAUGGGAACUCUUCAGGAUAUGGAUAUCAGCCCUCCAGAAAACGAUGAGGCAGGGGAUGAUUUUCUCUUUCCUGAUGAUUUGGAAGACUUGGACAGUGAUAUGGAAAAUAACCUUCUUGAAGACUCCAUAAGUAUUGUGUCAACACCUAAACCUUCUCUAAGGUAUUAAAUAUGGUAUUUUAUUAAAUUCUGUUUUAAGACCGAGUCAUCGUUAGGUCAGCGUCUUGGUCAUACUUGUCAACUGGUUUGCCCCAGCCCUACCCAACCUGGAGACUUUUAAUCAUGUUACAAAACAGUGUAUGUUUAUUUUUGAUUACUUGAAUGGAAUGCUUGUAAACUAGCAAGAGCUCCAAUUGCACUUUCAUUAAAAAUAAGACAUACAGUGGAUCUGUCAUUUGUUUUGUUUCACAUUUUGUUUAAGUUGUUGUAAAUAUCACCUGUUUGAGUUUUGGAAUUCAUUAUUAUUUAUAGGAAUUAGCCUGCGUGGCAAGCGUUCAAAAGGGAAAGGAAAAGGAAAUUUGGGCCAAAUUUCCUUUCCCUUCCGUUUGGAACGCUUGCCACACAGGCUAUAUAAAAAUCAUUUGACCAGAUUCUUUCUUUAUGCAACUGUUUUUAGCACUUCAAAUACUUCAAAUGCCAGCUUCAGAUUCUUUCAGAAUGGUCAAGGCAACUUAUUGAUGCCGUUGAUAAAACACAUGACUUCAUUUUAUUUGUUUUUAGACCUUUCUUUGACCCUAGAAGCUCAGUUGAAAAUGUUCCAAAUCAUGUCGACACUUUGGUAAGUUAUUUUGAUGCAUAACGUGAUUAAGGGGCAAUAUUCCAGCAAAAUUUGUCUGCAAUUAUGGCGAGCGAAGCGUCUCCUUUCGCGUGCGACUCUCGCAUAACUUCGCGCAAAAACCGGUCGUUUCGAUACAAGUCGUUUUGAUACAAGCUCAAGCAGUGAAAUUGCACAAAAAUUUUGUUCACUUUAAGUAUAGUUUGUGAGUGAAGAAGAAAAACAUUUUGGGUGAAUAUCUUCGUUCUUUAAGCCAAGUAUGUGGAACUAUUUACACUUCGAAUGAAUAAACUUGUAUCCAAACGACUUGUAUCGAGACAACUUUGUAUCGAAACGACCAGUAACCCUUCGCGCGACUCCCCCAAAUGUAGAGCUUGCUUGCAGGCUUAGGGUGAGGUUACACGGGACAAUUCGCAACGACAAUUUCUAGCGCAGCAAAGCGUUACAAUGUUGAAACAAUGCUGCAACCAUUGGAAACAAUAUCGCAACAAUGUUGCAACGCUGUAUUGCGCAAAAAAUCGUCGUUGCGAAUUGUCCCGUGUAACAUCACCUUAAAGAGAGUGAGCAACAUAAAACUGGGAUAUGUCAAUGGCAAGCAGGCUAAUUGUUAUUUGUUGAUGCUGAAGGCUGAUUUGCCAGGCACUGAUAAUUUUUUUGUGACACAAGCUCAACAAUAAUUGGUUAAAUUUCAGUGAGUAGCUUGUUUUGUUGAAUAAUGUUCUGGUACAUUAGAUUGACGAAGAAGAGCUCAGAAGUCCGCCGGCGUCAAUUCAGGUGCAGGAAGCUGACGAUGUUCGAGUAGAUCAUGAAAUGGUGAGUUUUGUUGAAAUAAUGUAUCAGUUAAUGAGUUUGUGGCAGUAGCAUUGUUAUACAUGUAAGUUCACUUGUUUGUUCGUUUGUUUGUGCGUAGGACGUUGUAAGUCCACCUUCUGACGGAGAAAAUCUUUCGGACUCGACGAACACGUCAGACGCUUUGUCGGGAGGAGGCUUGGACGAGACGCCGUCUGUACGACGCAGUGUGUCAUUCAAGGAAAAAAGAAAUUUGGAUGACUCGGACACUUUAACCAAAAGAAGAAACAGCGAUAUCGAUCUGCAGGUGGGUGUAAAGCCAUUCAUAUUUUGCUUGUUCUCCAUUUAUAUAGAAAAUGCAGUUAUAAUCAAUCAAUUAAAUAAUCAACUAUUGAAGCCGAAGAUGCUGAAUGUGUUAUUCCUGAUUUCAGCUACCGAAAGUCACGUUAAACGAACAAUUGAGCAGUGUGUUAUCAGGGGAUAUUCCUGAGUCCAUUCUGUUGAUCAAUACUGCCGAGUGGCAAGGACAGGUAAGGACUUUUAGGUGCAAUUCCCAGAAUGAUAAAUGUAUGUGUGUUUUCGACGCAAAAACAGAUGAAACGUUUUCCGUCCGUCCUAUGUCGUUUCCUGAACUUGCGAUAAUCUCCUUUACGUUUAAUUCUGCAUUCCGCAGUUCUAAUAUAUGAUUUUCAUAUAGCGUUUUCUGAUCGAUUUCCUUCUCACUUUCACCAUCCAGAAUAAUCUGGACACAAUUUGAAAACUGAACGAAAGGUCCUCAGCUCUUGGCUGUCGACGAAGCAACUCGCCCUAACAUGACCAUCUCAUGACCAUUUCGUGUCUGUGUUUUUCGAAAAUCCUCAUGUUCGACCCACCACUUUACACCACUUAGCCCCUGUUUUCAAUUCAGUUUUCGCCCUGGUGACUCUUUCUGGGUGACCAAAGACUCUGUUUUGGCGUCUACGGUAGGUGGCAUAGAGUAGAAAAAGCGAUGUGUCUUUAAUGCGCACGCGUUUUGGGUUUAUGUAAUAGCACUCUCAGAAUGCUGUUUGACGUUAUGAGGUUUAAUGUUUCCCUCUUCUGUUUCUGCAGCUGUUGGCACUAAAGCUCUGUGAUAAAGCUGUGAAGAUGAUUUGCACGAGAUCAAGUUCAGACGUACAUGCAGUUUUCUUGGCCAUCGUUAAUAAAUAUCAGAAAUUGUAAGAUGACACCAAUUUUCUUUUAACCUUCUGUGUCACGUUGUGUCUCAUGUUAUAUGCCUUCUUUCUCGUUAGCUGUAAUACACAUCCAAAGUCAACCCGACAGCUGAGUGUAGCGAUCGCCGGCACAGAGUCCUACAUCAGCGCUGUACUUCAGCCUUACGUGGAACACUUCGCUUCCAAGCCAUCAGAUUGGCAAAAUUUUCUUCGCUUUCUCGUUAUUCCCCUCGGUAAGUUAAUACAACUACCUUUUUUAAAAGGUAAUACCGACGGACUUAAAUUUGUAUGCGAUAGACUAAGCCUCCCUCACGGGUGUAGUAUAUAUUUGUUUUGUACCUCAUGACAGGUCACUUGGAUAAAUCUCUUCUCCCUAUGCCCUUUUUUACUUGAGCAACCAUUUUUCUCCAUUUUAAGAUUUCAUUUUAAGGCAAGAUACACAUGUGCAUAUCGCGUGUCAAUUUUAGGACACAAAUUUUCCUUUCUUGUUCCGUACGUUUCUAUUAGUCGUAUUAGGGAGAAUUUGUUUAAAUAUUUUAGAGAAUGUAUCUUGGGUGAUCAGAGACUAAAUUUUCAUAACCUCUAUGGUUGAAUCACUGUUGAGGCUUGAAGAGUUAACCCAAUUUGUUUAUGGUUUACAGACAGUCAACCUUUAGCUAAGUAUAUCGCGUCGUUGGAUCCGAGGUACAGCUCUCUUUUCAUGGACAAUGUUUGGAAAGAAGCGUUUGAACACUCCGACACGACUGUCGGUGAGUCUGUAGCAUCCUUUCUCUGUCUGUUGAUAAUGAAAUCUGAUUAUUUUGUAAUGAUUGUAUAUUAUUCCGCAGCUGGUGCGAGUGAUCAGCUCGUCAGACCCGUAAUCCGGUGUUUCCUCUCAGACCACUAACUAGCUGGACUUAUUACUCGGCUGGCAUUGUAGACGUUUUCUUCCGGUUCGUGAAUGUUUCUGCUCGAAUAUCCGCCAUAUUAGAUUCUAAAAAGUUGGGGUGUUGACAGAGGCAAGUCAGCCGCUCCCCCUCCCCCUCCCCCUCCCCCUACCCCAUCUCUUUCCUUCACCCUAACACUUAUUUCUGGGCGGCUAUUUCUACUUUCCUUAAUCUUUCUCAAUGAUGAAAUCAAAGAUGGCGGUCACGACGUAACUAACAUAAACAAAUUGCUUUCGCCCGCCCGAAAAAUACGCCUGUAUUGGGCGCUACAGUCCUUUGUUUAACUCCUCAGCCAUGUUGUAAAUAGCCGAGUUUACUAGUUGCCUCCUGCCAGUUGUUGUUUCAUUUAGACUAUUUCUCAUUUGCGCAAAUCGUUCACCAGUCACUCUGGCCAUGUUAUUGAUCAAUGAAAAAAAAUGCAAUUUGCUUCUUAUAUCCUUAUUUCUGAUGGAAUUUCACUUAGCUGCUCUGUCUGGUUCAUAGCCACUUUCACCAUAAACAAACAUUUAAUAACUAUAUUACUUUGUUCAUUGACCAUUAACGUAGCCAGAGUGACUGGUCCAAGAUUUCUGCAGAGGGGAAGCAAAAUUCAUGAAUGGCAAAAUUCUGUUCUAAAUGGCUUUGUACCAUUUGCAUAGUUACGUCUGUUUCCAGGAAGGAGUUCGGUAGUACUUAUCAUCAUCCCGGAGUGAAAUUUCUUCCUUAGUCAGGACGACUAUUAUAGCCUUGCCAUAUACACUUCAACGUAAACUUCAAAUUUGGAACUCCCCUCCAAAAGACCUUGCUGUCUUUGCCAAUUGAAAUGCCUGGAAAAGGUUGUAACUUCCUAUGACACUUCCCAUGACACGAUUUUUUGAUGAUUUUGUUAGUAGGUGCAGAAAGAACUAACACGUUUUAUGGCUCGUAUUGUGUUUUUUUCUCUCUAUUGAGGUGUUUUCUAAUUUCUUCCUACAAACGUCUGGUAGGCAGAUUUGUUAACACUUUCAGCUAUUUUUAAGCUGCUUGACCGCUUUGUAGUCUUAGUCCCGCGCCAACAGCAUGAUGUUUUUUUAAUUGUAGACUUUGAGGAAGUCAGCAGACGAGUCAAAACCUUCAUGUCAACGGCCACUAUCGCACAUAACCUGCCGAUUGCUGAGGCACUUGUAAAUACAAAACCAAAAGGGUUAGUGAAAAUUCCAUAGAUCUUAACCUCAUUCCCUAGUUUUAAGGUUCCUUUUGAGAAACCCCGGCCUGCUGUCUGUUAUUGUGUUGUUUUCUUCUUCGAGUAAGUUCUCAGGAUAGUCUCUGUGUUCGACCCGCGGGGGAACGGGGUGGUGGGAAUGGGAAGAGGGAGCCGUCCUUUGUUCCCUUCCCUCCCCCACUUCCAAACCCAACCAAAGAAUUCCCAGAAAGAAAGUUUGUUCCCAGGUCUUUCCACUUUGUCGCAAAAGUUUCAUUAGAUGAACUUUAAGAGAAAGUAUUGAUUGUUCGGCAGUAACCGAGCGACAGACUAGGGUGAAGAGGGAAGGCUCUUACUUUUGUUCCAUUAUAGCGCGACUUUUCAGAUUGUUCUUCCUUUAUGUCAGAGCAUAGAAUGUAGUGUUUGCCUUCCUUGGUUAUCAUGGAUUGCGAUUAUUCGCAUCUAUGUAAAUCGUCUAUCUCUGUAUUUUUCCUCAAAGCUGAUUUUUCUUUUUUUGUGUUUAGGUCUGAAGAGGGCUCAUCGCAAAUAUUUCUACCGUUUGUUUGUGUAAGUAUAAAAGUUACAGAAUCUUCUCCCAGAUUUUUGUUUCAUUAAAGAUGAACGAAAAUUUGUGGGUUGUGCAAAGUUAAGGGGUUCCCUUUUAGAUCCAGUUUUCUAAAAUUGGUAUCUUGCGUAUUUUCCUUCCAGGACGUCAGGAUUGGUUCAACAGAUCAAGGUAAGCGACACGGGACAAGGCUUAACCUUAACUGAAACGUGACAUGCAUGCGUAGGAAGCGUAUCCGUUCGAGUUCCGGAUUUUACAACUUUUGCUAUAAAGGGCUAUAAAGGUUCCUUCUACUUGUUGGUUGCUGGAUAAUGUUGGGUUGGGCGGAGUCGCGCAGUUGUGUAGGGACAAUCUCGUAGCGCAGGAACUGUGGAGCAAAGGAGCGCAGUGGGACAGCACUCACCUCCUAUCAGUAAAGCCUGAGUUCGAAUAUUUGAGGCAACAGUUUGUUGUUAAUUUUCGCCCUUGCACCGAGAAGAUUUUCUCUGGGUGCCUCGGUUUUCCCUUCUUGUCAGAAAUGAACAUUUCCAAAUUCCAAUUCGAUUCUGAUCGGUGAACAACGGAUCACCUCGUAGAUGAACCACGUCUGAAGUGUUAUUCAUUCAUUCAUUCAUUCAUUUGUUUGUUUGUUUACGUAUUUAUUUCAGUAUUUUCUCAAGUUUGCAGGUUAUGCCAAUGUGCCGCCAAAUCCGCGCCCCGUGAUCUACUAGCCAUCAAUAGUUGUUCUCAUCGUCUUUUAUUUCGUUUUUGCAUUGUAGCAGACGACGAACCUGUAGCAACCACUAGCAUGCCGACGAGUACCGGAGCUAAGAGCAUAGGGACAAAUUUGAGGGCUGAAAAUCAGGGACCCGCCCUAGGAAGUCCCCAGACGCCCCCAACUUCAAACACUCCUUCGACAAGGUACGUGCGGUGUAAGGAGUAAAUCAGUGCUAGAGUCAACUUGUGAUCGUUUCGUUUUCUGUGGCGUGAAUUGUGCCCUAAAUCUUUUUCUAUGCAUUCAGGGGCGUAAAUGAUCUCUGGGUAUGACCCAGUGUAAUAUAGCGUCAGGGAUCAGAGUGCACUAGGCUGGAGAGUAUUUGUUUGACUGUUCAGUGAAACCCCGCCUUACUACCUCUUCGUUGACCGAGUGAUUUUUCGCCCGAAUAAAGGCUCACUCAUUUCCUCAUUCUACAACCUCGAAGAUGUUACCACCUCGUUAUUACAAACAACGACCAUGUAUUGGAGUCGCUAGGAGUUAUUCUCUUCACUUUUACCUCUUGACUACAACUUGAUUUACCUUUGUGAGUUCUCUCAUUUGGCUACGGUGAAGAUCUCCCUUUUUCUUACGCUCGCGUUCUUUGUUUCGUUCCCAGCCUCCAUGACAGUGGAGGAAGCGGAGUAGGCCUGUGGUCGAGUGAGCUAAUGGAUCUUCAAGUUGACUAUUGGCUGGUACCGGGAUUAAAAAAGGAUGUUAAUAAGGUACUGUUUAUACUUUGACUUUGUUUUAUUUGCUGCCUUGACAUAGGUCCUUUAUGAGCUAUGUGAUUGGAGUGUGUUUGUUGGUGCUUCCCUGAAGUCUUUUUCUCUCUUUUUAGUCGUCUCUCAAAACAACGUUUCGAACGCUAGUCGUCUCCAGACUCCCAUCCCUCGAAUCUCCAGAUGAACCAUCUGCGCUGACAGUCAUGGCCGUGACCAAAGAACGCAAUAAGAGAGGUCUGGAUUGAUGUUAUGCCUUGUAUUUUUUCCUUUCUCGUUUUUAUUCAGUAGUUCUUUCGAGGAUAUUCUAGUUGACCCGUGCAAAGACCCCAGUACCUUACUGUAUAUGCAAUGUAUUUUCUUUGCGUAUUUUUUUGUUUUGUUUUGUUUCUUGGAACCAAUUUAACUGCUGACAAAAUUAACCUUCCCCUUCCCCUUUUAACGCCUGACACGCAGGCUAGAGAACAAAUAAUACCAUGUGCAAAUUGUUUUUAAAAAGAAUUAGUUCUUUUUCUGAGUGCCCGCUAUAAAACUUUCAUGUUUUUCUUCCAACGCAAUUCGUCUCCUUUGUUUUAUGGCGAUCACUGUCCGCAUCAGUUAAAGUUCUCCAAGGAAACGACAAACAACCCAGUGAACUGAGUGCGAAACUGUACUUAUUGAAUAGUAUUUUAAAAACAAUUAUUCCUGGGUUCAUUCUAGGACUAGUUGCGUAAAACUUACGUCCGACGUCAACUUGUAUGCGCCGACUAACCAGUCAGGUGGUUUUAGAGUCCACUAGAUUCUGAGAGGAGGACGACUACAAGAAUCAGAUUUUCUCUAUACUAAGUAGUGCGCGCGCGUGAACCAGUUUCAUUUAGGCGGGAAAACGCGAUAGCCGCCGUUAUUCUACUACGGGUUUAGCAAGAAUGUCGUAGUGACGGAAACAAGGUAUCAAAUGUUAGAAGUUUUACAAGUUUGGGAUUGGCAGAGUAACCUCCCUCGAUAAGAAUAACCGUGUUAACUUUUCUAAAAUGAAGCUUCCCGGGAUGUUCUUUUUUAGAAUAUGCGAGAAAAGAAAAACUAGUCAAAUCUUUUCCUCGUAGAUGUCCUCGCCUUCGAAUCCAAAAGCCUCUAUUAGCCAUUAUGUUUUAUAAAAAGCAGAGUAUGUGUAGCUCUUUUUUAGUAAUGAUUUGUUUUGUUUUCUGCUCAAUGUAACGUAUAUGUGCCUUUGAUACAUCUUAAACGCUUUCGCUUGUAUGCACUUUAGUCUCGGUGAUCCAGCAUCUUACGGCUGUUUUAUAUCCUUUCUGCAGGACUUGAAGCUGUUAUGCGGUCCAUGAAGAAAUCAAAAGAGCGAGACACCGAAUCCAAGAAUCAACCUGUGGUGGCGAGUGUGUCCAAACUAAUUUGUACCACAAGAGGACAGAGCAGUACGUUAAACGGUGAGUUAAUAAACCCACAUAGUACCCUGGGAGCCAGGGAUUUUAUGGUGACCAGUCUUUUGUCGCGGCUUCCUCGCUUGUGGCUCAGGCCUUCGGCCAAAGAUGUGUCUACCGGCUGCCGACCCCAAAACAUCCUGCCGCACGCUGGUACCCAGGGUAAUGAACUAGUUCUUGCUGUAGCUUAAGGUUAUCUCCCCACGAUUCUGCUUAAAUUGUAAACUCGCGCAAAAUUCUGCAUUAACGGCCCUCGAGAACGAUAUUUAGCACGUGAAAGAUUGUUAUCGCAAUUCAGCAGUGUUUUGCGAAUCGAAAUCGAUUACGUGUGGACGGAAUCCGUGAACGCAUAAAUUUGUAUAGUGAUUUACAACUUUAAAUCAACUCGUGUGCACCCAGCCAGAUUGUCAACGAGGCGGGCUUGUGAACUUCUUGAGGAAUGUUUACUUUCGGUUUGUGAUUCAUUUGGUGACAGCAUAUAUAUCUUCAGCUACAUGAUGCGUUUGCUUACAGGGUUUUCAAUAAAAACCGGCGGCUGGCUUAAUUCGCCGGCUAUUUUACGUGAAUUCGCGGCCUACUUUUCUUUGGAAACUACCCCAGUUUAAAUACAGUAUUCAUGUGCUUUCACCAGAUAAAAAAGCCAAAAUUUAAUGAUGUCUGUUUUCUUUUCAAACACUCUAAUUUUUGCUCCAAAAUGCUGGAAAUGUUUUCUAAGAGCCCCAAAUUUCAAAAUUUUGUCAGGGGGCAUCCCUCCGGACCCCUUAGAUUCUCGCGCCUUCAGCACUCUAUGGAAAUUUGUUAAAUAGGGAGCAGUAGGUAGAGUCCAGACUGCAUUGUUGUAUUUAUUGUCUUUCAGUUGUGAUUGAUGGUGUGACGUGGAGCGGUGUCAAGUUCUUUUCGCUCUCCUCCCAGUGGCCCACGCAUAUCAAGAACUUUCCCAUCGGUCUGUUCGGAAGAGCCGAGACCACGUGUUGAACACUCCUAUCCAGGUCAGAAAACGUGGAUUGUGAGGUGCUGAGGCGAGUUUGACGUGCCUUAGUUCAAGUGGAAAAUCCCCCGUAGUGUAGUGAUUUAAUUGUCCAUGAAAAGCGUUGAGCAGUUUGAACUCGCUAAAUUUGUUGAUAUAGAUUUCGAAAGGCGAGAGAAAAUGUUGAGAUAAGGUCAAUAAGCCUUUUAUUCGCCGAGUUCUAUUUCGGAUGUUUUAUGUGACGUUAGUCAUCCAAACAUUUGAAGCUGUUAACUUGGCGGACAGACUAGUUGGUUGUCAGUUCCAAGUACUGUGGAUGCAACUAAGCGCGCUCCUGUACUUUCGCUAUGUUCAAAGAAUUGAGUUGGGUAAACAUCAAAAAAUGUGUAUAAACAAUCUCUGUCAGAUGCAAAUACAGAUUUACUGGCGACAGCAGACGUCAGUUAACAAACAGCAUAGAAUCAAGUCCUUGCUAAUUUUCAGUUUUCAGCUACUCCUUUUGAUAUGAGAUCAAGGAAGCUACAUCAUCUGUUCAUACCUUGAAGACCGUUUUUUGAUGUUAGAUGCUUCGUGUUCUUUAGCUGGGCAUUGCAUGCCUCGUGAUUGAUUGAAAAAUCUCGCGCGCUUUUUACACCAAUAAGACGUAAAACAGUAAACAAACGUAACUUGGUCACACCAGUUUUCCCGCGCCUGCCUGGCGCCGGCGAUAUGUAUUUGCCUCUCUGAUUGGUUCAGUACUUUAUUACCUGUAUUGUGAUUAGAUAGAAUAUUUAUUCUGGUUUGGACUUAAAAUCAGUUCAAACAAGCUCUCGAUCAAACGUAAUGAUUACAAUAUUAGACAGCGUUGCUUGAAAGUUUUAACAAAUAUUGAGUCAAAAAGGCGCGAAAAAAAAGUUUUAUUGGAGAAAACAG